Penicillium verrucosum is the source of this 1623-nucleotide messenger RNA. Its product is annotated as MDR family MFS transporter. The transcript is spliced from 2 exons. Bases 1 to 1623 code for a protein of 540 amino acids. NCBI's taxonomy places the organism in Eukaryota, Fungi, Ascomycota, Eurotiomycetes, Eurotiales, Aspergillaceae. The record is from RefSeq and is a predicted model, not a curated record. Gene Ontology annotation, biological process: transmembrane transport. Gene Ontology annotation, molecular function: transmembrane transporter activity.
AUGGCUCAUUCAAUAGAAGAAGAGCAACGGCUUGACCAGCCGGGCAAUGGCUCGAUUGCCAACGAGAAGCCCUCGGAGGUCAAAGAAGACGAGAGUCGGUUUCCAACUGGGAUGCGGCUGGCUGUCAUCAUCAUUUCAAUUCUAUUUGCUAUGUUCUUAGUUGCCUUGGAUCGAACUAUCAUUGCCACCGCAGUCCCCCGAAUCGCCAACCAAUUCAAUGCCCUCGACGACAUCAGCUGGUACGCCAGUGCGUAUCUCUUGACAAGUUGUGCCACCCAGCUCUCCUGGGGCAAAGUGUACACUUACUACUCGACCAAGAACGUUUUCUUAGCCGCAAUCCUGGUCUUCGAAGUCGGAUCGGCGCUCUGCGGCGCUGCCCCCAACUCGAAUGCCUUCAUUGUGGGACGUGCGAUAGCAGGUAUUGGUUCAGCAGGUAUCUUUUCUGGCGCGACGGUGAUCAUCGCACAGAUCGUUCCGCUAGCUAAACGGCCUAUCUACGUCGGUUUAAUGGGCUCAACAUUCGGCUUCUCGUCAAUUAUCGGACCCCUACUCGGCGGUGCACUCACAGACAAAGUUACUUGGCGCUGGUGCUUCUAUAUCAAUCUUCCAAUCGGCGGUUUCACCCUCUUAGUCCUAUUCCUGUUUCUAGCGGUCCCGCCGCCGCCCCAUACCUCCACCUACACAUGGAAGCGGCAGAUCCUCCGCCUGGACCCACUAGGCAGCGUACUGUUCCUCCCUUCCGUGAUCUGCUUCCUGCUUGCCCUACAGUGGGGCGGCACAACCUACCCCUGGGCGAAUGGACGCAUCAUCGCGUUAUUCGUGAUCUCAGGGAUCUUGAUGAUCGCCUUUGUCGUCGUGCAGGUCUGGCUCAAGACAAAUGCGACCCUGCCUCCGCAUAUCUUCAACCAGCGUAGCAUUAUUAGUGGAGUCGUCUUCGCUAUAUGCGUCGGUGGCGGGCUCAUCUCUAUGUUAUAUACCCUACCGCUAUGGUUCCAGGGAGUGCGCGGCACCACUGCCGUGAAAUCUGGCAUCGACACGAUCCCUAUGGUCCUCGCGCUUGUUGUCGGAGCCAUCCUUUCCGGUGGUAUCAUUACCGCCACUGGAUACUAUGUUCCAUGGAUGUUUGUCGCGGCGGUUCUUAUGUCGACCGGCGCAGGGUUGAUGACGACCUUUAGGUUAGACACCAACCACGCUGCCUGGAUUGGAUACCAGGUGCUAUUUGGUAUCGGUAUCGGUACUGGACUGCAGCAGCCGUCUCUAGCAGCGCAGACUAUCCUCCCUAUGGAAGAGGUCGCUAUCGGUGUCUCGCUUAUGUUCUUUUCUCAAUCGCUCGGUGGUGCGGUCUUCAUUGCUGUAGCUCAGUCGCUCUUCCAGAAUUACCUCGGCGCAGAAUUGCCCCAUAUCCAGGGGAUCGAUUCUGGUAAGGUUCUAGCAGCUGGCGCGACGGGCCUAGUCGAUGCAGUACCGGCUGACAAACUGACUGAGGUUCUGAUUGUGUACAAUGAUGGUCUCCACCGGUCAUUCAUCGUCGGUGUGGCUGUUUCUUGCUUGAUGAUCAUUCCGGCGCUGACGAUGGAAUGGAAGACGAUCAAGAAGGACAAUGGGUCUGUCCCGGCUGCUUGA